AUGAAGAUCGAACACAACUUUGCUUCCGUGGCACACCCACAGGCAAACGGCCAAGUCGAGAGCGUCAACAAACAGAUAGUCGACGGCAUUAAAGCGCGACUUGGAACAGCGCGCGGAGGAUGGGUUGAUAAGCUCCCAAGCAUCUUAUGGGUUCAUCGCACCAUGCCAAAGACUAGCACGGGAGAAACUCCAUUCAGUCUUGUUUACGGAUCUGAAGCAGUAAUCCCCGCUGAAAUUGGUCUCCCAUCACCACGCAUGAUUGCUAAGCAAAACCAAAACAAUGAGAAAGAGCGAAGACUGUAUUUAGACCUUCUCGAAGAAAGGCGCGAGAAUGCCGCCAUCGCCGAGGCAAGGUACAAAUUCAAACUCGAAAAAUACUACAAUACGCGCGUACGCGUGUGUACCUUUGUCCCGGGUGAUUUCAUCUUGCGCGACCAUGAGGCUUCCAACGCGGAAAAACCAGGCAAAUUAGCGCCAAAAUGGGAAGGACCAUACAUCGUCAAUGAAGUCUUAAGAAAAGGGGCAUACACCCUAAAAAGAAUUGAUGGGACACUAGUUCCCCGCACCUGGAACGCGAAGCAACUGCGAAGGUGUUACAUAUAA
Molecule: messenger RNA, 603 nt
Organism: Helianthus annuus (common sunflower)
Lineage: Eukaryota; Viridiplantae; Streptophyta; Magnoliopsida; Asterales; Asteraceae
Exons: 1
Coding region: 1-603 (200 amino acids)
Molecular function (GO): nucleic acid binding
Source: RefSeq, a predicted model, not a curated record